Messenger RNA from Mesorhabditis spiculigera, 432 nucleotides. Lineage: Eukaryota; Metazoa; Nematoda; Chromadorea; Rhabditida; Rhabditidae. The record is from the annotation of a GenBank genome assembly.
AUGUCCGAGACGUACAAACCCUUCUACUAUGGCGGGUUGGAUAGGCAUUUCACCGAACCCAAGAAUUUUACUGAUUUUUGCGACGACCCGCGACCGGAUGUGCCAAUCGAUGUGGUGGCCUGCCGGACGAUAUGCUUAACGGUUUAUCAGGAGCUGGUUAUACUAGGCCAACGCACCGGUCGACGACUUACUAUGCGUGGAUGUGCCACCACCCUGGCAAGAAAAGGCAUCUACAAUCACACACUGGCUCUUUUUGAUCGGUUUGAUGUUUGCCGGGAUAUGAAUGCCGCCGAUCUGUUUCGACAUGAGGUGCGAGGAGAUUCUCAACGAGUGCGGGUGUGCAGCUGUCUUGGCGACAGAUGCAACCACACAUCCAGCCCUCUUCUCAACGUACCUUUGUUGAUAUUUAUUUUCCUUUUUUCAUUAUUACGU